Caenorhabditis bovis is the source of this 1266-nucleotide messenger RNA. Lineage: Eukaryota; Metazoa; Nematoda; Chromadorea; Rhabditida; Rhabditidae. The record is from the annotation of a GenBank genome assembly.
AUGAAUAUGCUAGGUAGUAUGUUUUCGACGGUCAAACCGAGACUUGACGAUCUCGGAACUGACCGUCUCAAUUAUUACUAUUCGACGCUUAUCAUCAUGGGAAUGUCGUUGACGAUCACCGCCAGACAAUAUGUCGGCUCGCCGUUGCAAUGUUGGGUGCCCGCGCAGUUCACCAAAGCGUGGGAGCAGUACGCUGAAGAUUAUUGCUUUGUAUACAACACGUAUUGGGUGAAGCCUAAUGAUAAAGUGCCCGAGAGAAUUGAGGACAGAAUCUCGCAACAAUUGAUUUAUUAUCAAUGGGCGCCGUUUAUAAUGGCAAUCGAGGCGGCCUUCUUCUAUCUUCCGGUCAUUUUCUGGAGUAUGUUGUCCGGAAAAUCGGGAAUCAAUAUUAUCAAGUUGGUCGAGACCGCGCAAAAAGCCGAAGGCGCCGAGGCGGAAGAUCGCAAAAAACAAAUCGACAUAAUUUGCCGCCACAUUUCCAACAAUUUGCGAAAACGCAAAAGCGAGGAGGAGACGAGCAAAUUGGCGAAAAUCCAGCGCAUUUUUGGAAUGCAGCACGGAAAAUAUAUCACCAACGUUUAUAUUGUCACCAAAGUCAUCUACAUGACCAACUCGUUCCUUCAAUUCUAUUCGACGAACAAAUUUUUGGGACAAAACGAUCCGUAUUGGGGAAUGCGGAUUCUCGAUGACAUUCUGCACGGAACCGAUUGGGAGCAUUCCGGAAAUUUUCCGAGAAUCGCCAUGUGCGAUUUUCAGGUUCGCGUUCUCGGCAAUCUACAAAGGCAUUCGAUUCAAUGCGUUCUCACGCUGAACAUGUUCAACGAGAAAAUCUUUCUGUUCCUCUACCUAUGGUUUCUUUUAGUGUUUUUCGUGACACUCUGCGACACAAUGUUUCUCGUCUAUAACAUGUUCAAUAAGGAAAAAAUCAUCGAGUUUCUCAAACAAUUUCUCGAUAAUCAAGAAAGCGAGCAGAAAAUCAGCCACAGCUAUCGACGCGAGCAAAUAAGCCUUCUGUUCUCCGAGUUUUGCCUUCAUAAAUUCACGCCAGACAUCAUAAUUCUACUAAAAAUGAUUAAUAAUCAUACCGGCGAUAUUGUGUGCACUGAAAUCGUCGGAAGGAUGUGGAAUGAUUUUAUUGAACGCGACGCUGAUUUGGUGUUGGAGCGACUGAUAGGAUCGAAGGAAAUGGAGAAAGCUGCAAUCAGCAAGACGUCAAGCCUUAAAUCAAUUGAUUUUCUAGGUGAAAAAGUCCGAUUGGUUAUUUAA